Messenger RNA from Durusdinium trenchii, 1761 nucleotides. The record is from the annotation of a GenBank genome assembly. NCBI's taxonomy places the organism in Eukaryota, Dinophyceae, Suessiales, Symbiodiniaceae.
AUGCCGAAGAGAAAGGCUUGUCCGUCCCUGGACGCAGAUCCAUGCGGGAUUGGACUGUUCUAUCUCACCGCGGAUGAGGUGAACAUGAUCAGGGAGAAGAUGGACCAGAUGAAGCGUUCGCGGAUUUCUGGGUGGGCGUGGGUUUUAGAAGAGGCAACAGAUACACAAAGAUGCGGGAGCAAAAAGAGGCAAUGCGACACGAAGGAGACACAGGCACGAGAAGCCACAAAAGCGCCCGAGAAGGCUGCAGCAGCCAAGGGCAAGACGCCGAAGGCGGCUCCCAACAACCGAACCGCCAAGGCAAAAGCGACAGAGAACAAGAAGAUGACGGAGAAGAACGCCGCUAAAGAAGCCGCAAAAGCGGCAAAGAAGGAAGCACAGGAGGCCAAGUUGGCCAAGGCACAAGCAACGAGACUGGCAAAAGCGGCAGAAAGGACUGCAAAGGAGGCAGCAGCGAAAGCCUCUGCAAAGCCGAAGGCGGCUCCCAAGAGCCGCCCGGCCGCGAAGGCCAAGCCGAAGGCAAAGCCAAAAGCGUGGCCCAAAUCGACCGCUAGGGGCAACAGACCCCAGCAGCCUCAGGAAAUGCCGCCAGCUCCACAACCACAACCUCAGGCGAUUGAGGUGGACGACCAGGAAUCAGACAUUGAGCGCAUUGAGGAGAUGGCCUCGCCUUUGGAACGAUGCGCCGACCAACAGGAGCGCGAGUACCUGCUGAGCUUGAUGGUACAAAUCUCCGACGACAAUAAGAGACGAGUGCUUGCGUUUUUCCGGGAGAUUGUGCAAGAUGUCGAUGUCCAUGACAACGAGUUCACUCUGGAUUUCGACAUGAUGACCCGCAGACGACGCCAUGAGCUCAAGGAAGUCUUGGAGCAUUGGGCGGAAGAGGCACGCACGGAACAGGCCCAAAGGGACCGCGAAGAAGCGGAGGCUUCCGCAGGCCGUGAAGCGGCGGCAUCCGCAGGUUGGUGUGGGAAGGGCCUGACGGCACGCUGCAUGUCUGAUCUAGUUGAAGGUUUUGCACACAAUGUGGUGAAGUGCUCACAACCCUGUCAGGAACAGCCGCUGAUGAACAAGCAGAAGGUGGUGGCAGCGGUCGUGGGCUAUGGCACCAACUGGGUGGGUGUGAAGAUGAUCUUCUACCCCAUCGAAUUUUUAGGAGUGAACAUUCGGAGAUGGCCGGAGACGCCUUUGGGCUUCAUAGGCUGGCAAGGCAUUGUGCCUUGCAAGACAGGCAAGAUGAGCAGGCGCCUUGUGGAUAUCAUCACGGAGAAGCUCUUGAGUCUCAAAGAGGCCUUCUCCCGCUUGGAUGCCGCCGAGUUGGCGCAACGCCUGGAGCCGUCAGUGGCAUAUGCCAUCGAGCAUGAUGCUGCCUGGGGCGAGGUCUGGAUCAGUGUGACUCGGCCACAGCUGCGCAGCGUGCUGACGCAACUGGUCCAGGACGCAACACCCAAAGCAGCCAGGAACCUCUUAGAUCUACGGAAGGUCGUCUCCAGCGCCUUCCUCAAAGACAAGGUGCUGUUGGGCGAGCUCUUCCAGAAAGCGGGCCGAAAGGAGCUGGAGUUCUUGGUGAACUCCGGCCUCAGCUUCGGUUUCUUUCUGGGCAUCCUACAGAUGCUAUUGUGGAUUUGCUUUCCCAACAACUGGGUGCUUCCAGUAGGCACGCACCGAUGGCGUUUGGGCGUUUUUUGGCAUGCGGGGAACCCGAUGGGAGAUCGUCGGGUGGUCUUUUUUUCGCCUAAGGUUGAUGAUCAACUGGGGUAG